Microstroma glucosiphilum is the source of this 1152-nucleotide messenger RNA. RefSeq lists its product as hypothetical. NCBI's taxonomy places the organism in Eukaryota, Fungi, Basidiomycota, Exobasidiomycetes, Microstromatales, Microstromataceae. The record is from RefSeq and is a predicted model, not a curated record. Gene Ontology annotation, biological process: protein import into peroxisome matrix, docking. Gene Ontology annotation, cellular component: peroxisomal importomer complex; peroxisomal membrane. The transcript has 3 exons. Gene Ontology annotation, molecular function: signaling receptor binding. Bases 5 to 964 code for a protein of 319 amino acids.
CAUCAUGUCGUCUUCCUCCUUGCCUCGACAGGAGAUGGUCCAGUCGGCCGUCUCCUUCCUAUCCGAUCCCAAGGUCCACUCAUCGUCGGUCGCACAGCGGAUUGCUUUCCUCGAGUCGAAAGGGCUAAGCUCACAGGAAAUCGAUGAAGCACUGAGGCAAGUUGGACUUGGCGGUGGUGGUGGUGGAGGAGAAGCGAAUAGAGGGCCCGCAAACUACAGUCAGCAAAGGUCGCCGUAUGGAUCUGUUCAGCAACACUAUCCUCAAUAUGCACAGCAGCCAGUGGCCUCGCGAGAUUGGAGGGAUUGGUUCAUCAUGGCAGUGGUCUCUGGAGCUGUGGGAUAUGGUGUGAUCGCAUUGGCAAGGAAAUACCUCUUUCCCCACCUGCAACCGCCUAACCAGACGAUCCUUGAGUCGGACCGUGAUGCACUGACCGCAAAGUACGAUGAAGUGGCAGCUACACUGGCUCAACUCGACCAAGAUACACGAUCGGUCAAGAUGGGUCUGGAGCAACAAAAGGCAGCUGUGGAUGGAGAAUUGCAGAAGGUCGAGGAGGCCCUGGAAGACGUACGGCGUGGGGAGCGGACCCGUAAGGAGGAGAUGGAUAAGAUUGUCAGAGAGGUUGAGUCUCUGAAACGUGACAUGCCCAAGUUGUUCGAAAGCUCUUCUGCAUCGACGACUACUUCUCUGACCGAGCUGCAGAGCGAACUGAAGUCGCUUCGCUCCCUGCUAGUCUCUCGAACAUCGAUUGCCAACGGCGAUGCCGCAAAUCCCACGCCGCGCUUCGGAUCGCCUCGUCCCGGAGGUUCAUCGCCUCCUCUGCCCGGAGGCAAGCCGGCUAUCCCUGCAUGGCAGCUGGCCGGGGAGACUGCAUCGAAGACGAGUGAUGAGCCGAACGGCACAAGUGCGAAGGAGGCUGGAAAGGAGCACAGUGGGGAGGAAAAGACAGGGGCCUAUACCGUGUAGGACUGGCAGGCAGGUGAUCAGUCUGCCGAAUGUGUCCGUUGCGGCUGGGUGGACGUUGUUCGUUCUGUGACGCUCAAGUGUUAUCGUUUGGAAUCCUUUUGCCCUUUUGCUGUUGUGACGCAACUCGCAGAGGAGAAGCAUCUCUGUCCAGGUCACACGCGUCCGUUAAUCAAUUUGUCCCUUUUGGC